AUUUUGUUGCCUGGACUCAUCGCUAGCUUUGGUAACGACCUCACGUCCUGCGCUUGCAAGCCUUUCCCUCCAACCUCGAGGUCUCUUCAUCGCUCUUCAACCCAGAUUGCGUUUGAUAUCCUCUCAAUACCAAGAACAAAGAAGCGACCGGAGGAUCUGGCUGCGUGAGCCUCGCGCGACAAUUUGUGACCAUGCAGCUACGCAACGGAGCGCCAUCUCAGCGCUGCGCGGGACGAGGAUGCUCGGCAUCAGUUGUGUCCCAACGACAAAUUAGGUUUCCGGCCUGCUCGGCGAUAAAGGUAGCGGAGAGCCCGGCGCCCACGACCGCCGCGUCAGCGUCCGACACCCCGGCAACUACCAGCGGAAGCUCGGGGAAGCAGCGCGCUACGUUUAAGGCCAGCAAGGUCGGGCGACAACCAAUUGUGGAGGCGCAACGGCCGCUAUCCGAGUACAUGGCCCUGCCCGCCAGCCAGUACAGUGUGCUGGACGCGCGCCGUAUCGAGCGCGUGGACGACACAACAUUCAAAUGCUACGUUGGCGAGCUCAAGUUCUUCUCGUGGAGCGUGGAGCCGGUGAUCACGGUGUCGGUGACAGUGGAGGAGGGCGGCUGCACCAUCCGCCUGCUGGGCUGCAAGCUUCAAGGCAGCUCUUUUGUCGAGGACAUAAACAACAAGUUCUCUGCUACCAUGACUAAUGUGGUGCGGUACCGGGACUACGUGCCGGAGCCCAGCUCAGACAGCGAGAGCGAGAGCGACGGCGAGGAGGGUGAGACGGGCAAGCAGCCGGCGGCGGCGCGGAAGGAGAUUGUGAGCGACACCACCAUUCAGGUGUGCCUGGAGGUGCCCGCCUGGUCUUCCUUCCUGCCCGUGGACUCCAUCUCGAGCGCCGGCAGCGGCGUGAUGCAGAACGUGCUCAACGUCAUGGUGCCGCGCUUCCUGGCGCAGCUGCGCACCGACUACGUGCUGUGGGCCGCUGGCGACGAGUCGCGCAAGCCGGUCGGCGAGAUCUGAGGGGAAGCUUAGGUUUUGGGAGGGAAGCGGCGUGGGGCUAGGAGAGGCAGGGAGGGGCGUUUGGUGCAGCUGCCUCGCUGGCUUUUUGUUGCGGGGGCGCAGAGCAGGACCCAGAGCGGGGGCGCGGUGCUCAGAGGUACGGCGGAGGGCAAAAGAUGUGGGGCCGGAUUGGGGCCGGAUUGGGCGUUCAGGCAAUCGGCCCGGAUGGGUGGGGGUCUGGGGUUGAGCGAAGACCGCAUCUGGCUACGUGUGUGAGGCAUGGGGGUGGAAUGAGGUGCCGUAAAGUCGAAUGGUGGAGGCUACAUGGGACGAAGACGUGGUUGCUUCCUGGGUAAAAGCUUACGUUAUUUCAUACGUGUCACUGCAUGUUAUGUCUGAAAGUUAUGUUCUUGUAUAUCUGCGCUCGAGGUUUCAGGACUCGAGCUGCGCCUUUCAUACCUCAAGUGUGUGCUGGAGCGCAGCGCUUGAUGCAGUGUGUGUUUUGUGCUGAGCAACAUGCUGCAUUUGUUUAUACCCUAACCAUUGAAGGCUCGCAAGCUUGCAUCCCGUGGCUCGGGUAUGCGCUUCAGCUGGAGACGGAGACCACUGGUCUUGUACUGUGCCCUUGGAGAUGGGCAGACAGGGCACGUGGAUGUGCAGAUAAUCAUUGAUGUUUGAGCAACGUGGAGACGGAAUAAAUGCAGACGUGGGCCGGGUGGGUCGAAAAUGUGACGCGUAGAAGGUGCGUGCAGCUUGGGGUACGGUUACAAUGGUGCGCGUGCUGUUUGGGGCGCCGACGGCCGGCCUGUACCCGGGGCCGUGUGUAAAGCUAUCUGUACCAGCGCCCAUGUGUAAUGCUGUCACGAA
Molecule: messenger RNA, 1856 nt
Organism: Chlamydomonas reinhardtii
Lineage: Eukaryota; Viridiplantae; Chlorophyta; Chlorophyceae; Chlamydomonadales; Chlamydomonadaceae
Exons: 6
Coding region: 192-1010 (272 amino acids)
Source: RefSeq, a predicted model, not a curated record